GGAUAUAUAGCUCCGAGAGGAGGCCACUGAGCUACACUGAGACUGGAACCCACUUGCAGUGCACAAGACCACAAGCAAGAAGACUCCGAAGCCGGGAGUAGAAGUACCAACACAUCUUUUUAUCUUGGAGCUUUUGAGAGGACAAAGACAAACGAGUUCUACACGGACUGUCUGCUGCUGGAGCUCCGAUACAACCUGAUUUGACGCACAGCUAUACACCAGUGUUUUUACUGGACAGCUUAAACAAAAGUUGGUAGUAAACUCUUUGGAGUUUGGUUAGAGUCACUAUUUUUCUUUGCUUGUGAGAGUGGACUGCACUGAAACUUGGGAUCGACCCGUCUGGAAAGUCGGGCUUUGGACCUGGCGCAUCUUUUUCAAGCUUUUCAACUGCGAAAGUUUUUUGGCCAGACCUGAAGAAGAAGACUUCUUCUUCCAGAGUCCCCGACUUUUUUUGAGUAGCUGCUACCCGAGACACCCAACCUGGGAGACCGGAUAGAGAGCCACUGACGAGACGUCCAAGAAAACGUUAUCAAGCUCCCUCUUUGACUGUCUGCUGCACUAAAGCUUACAACAGUUCUUCAGAGGAGCUUUCCUAGAUACGUUAAAGAAGUGCAGUAACUUGCAACAAAGAAGCAACAACUCGGUCAAACCAGCGAUCACAGAAACAAGAACGACACAAUCGUCCAUCUAAGCCGACCCAAUGGCGUGGUCAGCUCUUACCGGCCCCUGCGUGGCCCUCGUACUACUCUUCUUCGGUUUGACCUCCUGCAACCCCUCCGGCCCGGCCUCCGCCACCUGUGCCACCCUUGAACAGAGCCGCUUCUUCGGUGUGUUCUCCUCGACGACCACCCUGCACUCCACGCCAUGCUCCUGGACCCUGCAGAACCCCGAUCCUCGCCGCUACAAUGUCUACAUGAAGAUCACCAAGCCGACCGACUCCUGCGUGCCCCGCCAGAUCAAAACCUUCCAGUUCGACUCGUUCAUCGAGACCUCCCGUACCUACCUGGGCAUGGAGAGCUUUGACGAGGUUGUCAGGCUGUGCGACGCGUCCACCACCGUCACUUACCUGGAGUCCAGCAAGCAGUUCUUGCAGAUCCGCAAGAUGGCAGCGAGGAACGGCGUGGAGAUGCUUGAGGGUCAGAAUGAUGUCAGCGAGUUCAAGGCCGAGUUUCUGGUCGUUGGGAAGAGGAACCCAAGCAUGCCCGCCUGCCAGAUGCUGUGCCAAUGGCUUGAGAAGUGCCUGUCCAGUAGCACCCACGAUUACCCCUGCGGCAUCAUGAACACACCCUGCCAGUGCUGGGAGGCCCCAAAGAGGAAGCCAGGAAGCUGCUACAGAGGCGGUGUCUACGUUGAGAAAUGCCUUGCUGUACCCAGAGACAACGGACGCGAUGCUGAGAUUAUCAAAGGCUGGGCCGGUUGGGGUCGUUGGUCAGUUUGCAGCCAGGAGUGUGGUGGUGGAGUCCAGCUGCGCAGCCGAGCCUGCCAGCCCGAGGAUGAAGUUUGCGAGGGAACAGUUGAAGAGGGAAAGGCCUGCAACCCUCAGCCCUGCAUUGGCAAAGAGCGCAGCAGGAGCCAGGGUCUAAGAGCCAUUGUCGGUUUGAAGAGGGACAAUACUGAUGAUUCGCACCUUGGAGUCGUUGCAACCCAAACAGUUGAUGCUAAGACCGAUGAGUGGUCCCCCUGGAGCACCUGCUCAAUCACCUGCGGAGAGGGCUGGCAGAGCCGCACCCGUGUCUGCGCCACUUCCUCUUUCACCACCCAGUGCACCGGACCCCUGCGUGAAAACCGCCCCUGCAACAACACAGCCGUCUGCCCCGUGAAUGGUGCUUGGGAUGAGUGGACCCCCUGGAGCCUGUGUUCAUCCACCUGCGGUCGUGGUUAUCGUGAGCGUUCUCGCACCUGCAAGCAGCCCCUGAACGGAGGAGAGCCUUGCCGGGGACCCACAAAACAAACCAAGUUCUGCAACAUCGCUGUCUGCCCAGUGGAUGGAUCCUGGAAUGAGUGGUCUGGAUGGACCGCAUGCACCGCGUCUUGCUCCAACGGCACCAUGCAGAGAACCCGGGAGUGCAACGGCCCAUCCUACGGAGGCUCCGAGUGCCAUGGAGGCUGGAAAGAGUCAACCAACUGCUUCCUGAAAGACUGCCCCGUUGAUGGACGCUGGCACGCAUGGACCUCUUGGGGAAGCUGCAGCAAGACUUGCGGUGGAGGCAUCCAGCAGAGACAGAGAGUCUGUGAAGGACCAUUCUUUGGAGGAGAGCCUUGCCCCGGUGAAAAGGGAGAGCAGAAGCGUUGCAAUGAGAAGAGAUGCCCUGAGCCCCAUGAGAUCUGCCCUGAGCAGAACACCGGAGAUGUUGUGUGGAAGAAAACCCCCGCCGGAGACAUGGCCGCAGUUGUCUGCCCUGCUGAUGCCUCAGGUCUGCUCCUUCGCCGGUGCACCCUGGACGCUGUAGGCCUCGCCUCAUGGGAGAGCCCAACUCACAUCAAGUGCGUCUCCAAGAACUACGAGAACAUUCAGAUGCUGUCAAGGGACUACAACUCCAAAGCACAGAUUGGGCAGAGCAUAGAUGGUGUUGCCGAGGUGAUCUCACGCCUAAGAUUCUCCUCCGAUGAGGGCGCCAGGUACAGCGGCGACCUCUUGGCCGUCAUGGAAAUCCUGAAGAACACCACAGAACUGUACAAGGGGACCAGGCUGAGAGUGAGCAACGCCGAUGUCGAGAACUACGUCCAGACAAUCAGCAACUUACUGAAGGAGGAACAUCGUGACAAAUGGGAAGAGGCACAGCUGAUGGGUGCCAACGUAAAGGAGUUCCUCCGCCUUGUCGAAGACUUUGUGAACAUGAUCGGUAUGCAAAUGAGCGGCUUCCAGGACAUUUACGAAGUCACCGAGAAUUUAGUGCUGAGCAUCCACAAGCGCCCAACAACCACGAACACCAACUUCACAUUCCCAGUGAAGGGCUGGAGGGGCAUGCUGGACUGGGUCAGGACAUCUGAGGAGAAGAUCUCAGUGUCCCGUGAUGCACUGUCCAUUGAACAAGCUGAUGGCAAUGAUGCUUUUGUGACUGGCAUCGUCCUCUACAGAAACCUCGCCUCUAUUCUGUCCUUCCAGAGUAACACCACCCUCCUCAACUCCAAAGUGGUGACGGUGAUCGUCAAGCCCACCCCGACUUUCCUGUCCACCCCCGUCGAGAUCGAGUUCCCCCACCUCCACAACGGCACCAUGAAUGAGACGUGCCUCUCCUGGGACGAGAGCGAAACUUCCUCUCUGCUCGGCUCUUGGUCUACUCGGAGCUGCAGAGCGGUGCCAGUUGAUUCAUUCAGAACCAAAUGCGUGUGUGACAGCCUCUCCACCUUCGCCAUCUUAGCGCGCGUCAACUUCGACUCGAUCAUGGACAAAGCACUGCUCCCGUCCGUGACUCUCAUCGUUGGCUGUGGGGUCUCCUCUCUCACCCUGCUGCUCCUCAUCAUCAUCUAUGUCUCCGUGUGGAAGUACAUCCGCUCCGAGCGCUCCGUUAUCCUUAUCAACUUCUGCCUCUCCAUUAUAUGCUCCAAUGCCCUCAUUCUCAUUGGACAAACUCAGGCUCGCAACAAGGUGGUGUGCACUCUCGUCGCCGCUCUCCUGCACUUCUUUUUCCUCUCCUCCUUCUGCUGGGUGCUGACAGAAGCUUGGCAGUCCUACAUGGCUGUCACUGGUCGUCUGCGCAACCGCAUCAUCCGCAAGCGUUUCUUGUGCUUGGGCUGGGGACUUCCCGCACUGGUGGUGGCUGUGUCUGUGGGUUUCACAAAAGCUAAGGGAUACGGCACUGUCAACUACUGCUGGCUGUCUCUCGAGGGCGGACUCCUCUACUCUUUCGUCGGCCCUGCCGCAGCUGUUGUUUUGGUGAACAUGGUCAUUGGUAUUCUGGUCUUCAACAAGCUGGUGUCCAAGGACGGCAUCACCGACGUGAAGCUGAAGGAGAGAGCCGGAGCCUCACUGUGGAGCUCUUGCGUGGUUCUGCCCCUCUUGGCCCUCACCUGGAUGUCCGCCGUGCUGGCCAUGACCGACCGCCGCUCCGCCCUCUUCCAGAUCCUCUUCGCCGUCUUUGACUCUCUGGAGGGUUUCAUCAUCGUCAUGGUGCACUGCAUCCUGCGUAGAGAGGUUCAAGAAGCCGUAAAGUGCAGAGUAGUCGACCGCAAGGACGACGGCAAUGGAGACUCUGGCAGUUCCCACCACAAUGGCCACACCCAGCAUAUGCAGUCUGAUAACGAAAAGGAUGGAGAUUCAAGCAGACAAGGAAUGAAGAGCUCCUCUGAGGAGAAGAUGCCUCCUCCUCAGCUGCCUCUUCCCAUGGGCUCCAACUUCCACACCCUGCCGUCCAACCUCAGCAAGAGCCACAUGCAGGCCGUCCCUGAAUAUUCCAGCCACACCCUCACCCUGAAGAGGGAGAAGAGCCGCCUGGCGGGAGGAGUCGAUCCGACCUGCGGGAAGCCCGUGUACGUCUGCGAGGGGGAGCUUUUCAAGCAGCUGGACGCCGAUCUCGCCCGGGCCCAGGCCGAAGGCAGCAUCUCCGACGGCAGCAGCUACGUCCUCAUGCCCAACACCACCUCCACCCUGAGGUCCAAGCCCAAGGACGACCCCACCAAAUACAACAUCAGCGUGGAGCAGAUGCCACAGGCCAGGCUUAUGCACCUCAGCGGGCCCUUCGCCGAGCCCCAGGCCGCCUUCGGCAUCAAGUCGAUCCCCAUGGACCAGGUCAGCGUGUCGUACUCGGAGAGAGACUCGCCCAUCCAGAACAUCCACAACAUGUCCAGCGAGUCUCACAUCACCCACAGCAGCCUGGAAAACACCUUCGAGUCCAUGAACUCCAUGAUGUCCAAGAGUGAGACCAUCUCCACGCUGUCCAUGAGCUCCUUGGAGAGACAGAAAUCCCGUUAUGCUGAGUUGGACUUUGAGAAAAUAAUGCACACAAAGAAACGCCACCAGAACAUGUUCCAGGACCUGAACAGGAAGCACCAUCACGCUGAGAAAGAUAGGGAGUCCCCUGCUUCUGACAGCAAGUCUGUGAGAUGGAGUGUGUCUUCAGGAGGAAGUGACAAAACGAACCACAGUGACAAGCAGCAGGGUACUAUGGAGAGGCCGUGGGAGGGAGUCCGGGGAAAUCAGCAGUCACCCCCCGCAUGGGUACGCAAAGACCUGGAGCCCCUCGCCGCCUCACCUCUGGAGCUGCACUCUGUGGAAUGGGAGAAGGCCGGCACCACCAUCCCUCUGGUGGGGCAGGACAUCAUCGACCUGCAGACGGAGGUCUGAGGGGUCUGAGGGGGGCUCGAGAAGCCACCUGAUUUCACCUCGUUUACCUUUUUGGUUUGGAAAUGGUAUCCUAUUAUGGAUAGAGUAGAAGGAGACCAAGAAUGGAAGGAAAGUAAGAAAGUAGGUCCCAAGAAUCAAUGUCUUCAAACCCUCAACCAGAGCAGGAAGGAAGUGGAGGGAAGGAGGAGUGGAUGUGGUGGUGGUGGGAUGUUUAAUGUAGCUUCUCUGUGUGGACUUAAAAAGCAUCUCGUGUCCGAGUGCUUAGCGGAGGGUUAACCCUUAAGAAGGGUUAGCAGAGCGAUCAGUGGCUUCCAUGGACCAGGACUGGCCGUGUUGCCAUUAAACGCUUCACUGGGAGUUUUCCUGAGCUCUUCAAGGGUUGAGAAGAUGUGGUCGACAUGUCUGUGCUUCUUUUUUCCUUCAACUCAACUUCGGAGAAGAAUGAGAUAACAUAAUGCGGCGCUUCCUCCCCGCUACUCGGGAGGAACGACCGUAAAACUCUCGGCAUGCUCCUCUUCCAGCCGUGUUACCUUCCAAAAUAGGACAAGGCGAAAGAGAGAGCAUAAGAGACCAGUUUCACGCUUGGAGUCCAACACUCUGCACUUUGAUAGAAGGGCGAACACAUUUUUUGUUUUCUUGGGUUCAUUUACUUUCUCUAUUUGUGUUUGUUUGCUUUGAAAUGAGCCUCUUCCAUGAGACUCUAUACUGAGACUAUAUACUGGAGAGCAGGCUUAAUCAUACUGAUAUCUGCUAUUACCAUCACGGUUAUUAUUAUUACAAUGAUUAUUGUCAGUGUUAUGAUUAUAAUUAUCGUUAUUAUUGAGUUUAUACCCGAUAUUCGAUUUUUCAUCCCCCUCAUGACUGUCACACACAAAGUUCUAUUAUUUUUGUGCUGUGACCAACAACAUUAGGCUCCGAAAAAAAAAAAAGCAUCUUUAAUGAGCCCAUAUGGACUGCAUCGGGACAAACAUGCUGAGUGGUGAUGGAGGCGGUUACCCACAAAUGUCCUGGUUUUCUCCAGCAUUCUGCUUCGAUACCAAAACACCAGCACCAGAAUGAACACAGACUCUCACACAGGAAGAGCAGUGCACUCUGGGGAAAAUAGCUGGUUGGUUCAGCUGGCACAAGAUGCAGGCUCUUCCAUGUCGUACAUGUGGAUCUGAGGGGUCAGCGAGACCUUUUCAUCAUCGCCCUUAUUUGUUUCUCAGCCUUGCAGGACUCUUGGACCGAGCGGAGGCCCCCUGGCGCCGAUGUGACUUCCAAUGCGGCGCCAGGUCCUCAAGACUUCAACACAUUUUGUGUUUUCCGCCAUCAGUGUGAAAUAGUGCAAUAUGAUGGGCGCUUGAUGAUCAAGCAAGACUGAUAUUAUCAUUAAGGCAGAAUUUUUUCUUACCGACCGUUUCAACACUUUUAUACCAUCUUCCUCAUAUUUACAGAGCGUAUAGAUGCUUUAUGAGAAUAUUGUAUAACAAAUCUGUAUUAGUAAUUCAAGGAAUUUAAUCACUAGAGAUUUGUUAGCGCAGACUCCAUAUUUGGAGCUCUCUGUGACAGGUAGAUAAUUGUACUUCUAUAAAGAGAACAUUAUAUAGAAUGAAUGAUAGCUUAUGAAUAGCUCUAAAACUGUACUUCAGGAUAUUUGUUAUUACUCUCCGCUGUAUAGUGGUGGGUAAUAGAACCUCAUGUCUUCUGUAAAAGUGUGUUUUUGAUAACCUUGUCAGUGACUCGAUAGUAUGUUCUACCAGCCAAAUUCCCUAUGUCCCUUACCCUCAACCCCAUUCAUACCUCGAGUCAACCGUACUGAAUACCCAUUUGUAUUUUCUUGUCUUGACUUUAUUAUGUUCUGUUUGACCUCCUGUUAAGGUACAGUUUUCACAGCACAAAAUGAAUGUGACUUUCUAAUAAAAACAAAACUAUAUUAAAUGAA
Messenger RNA from Sebastes umbrosus (honeycomb rockfish), 7208 nucleotides. RefSeq names its product adhesion G protein-coupled receptor B1-like. The transcript is spliced from 31 exons. The record is from RefSeq and is a predicted model, not a curated record. Lineage: Eukaryota; Metazoa; Chordata; Actinopteri; Perciformes; Sebastidae. Gene Ontology annotation, biological process: adenylate cyclase-activating G protein-coupled receptor signaling pathway; engulfment of apoptotic cell; cell surface receptor signaling pathway. The coding region runs from base 701 to 5284 and encodes 1527 amino acids. Gene Ontology annotation, cellular component: postsynaptic density; plasma membrane; dendrite. Gene Ontology annotation, molecular function: G protein-coupled receptor activity.